GCUUACGUCAAGGACACGGAAAGCAGCGCCUGUGAAAUAAAGGAGGCAGAACCGCUCUCAGGCGUGGGAUUGGUGGGAUUGGUGGGAUUUGUGGGAUUGGUGGGAUUUUCAGUUGGAGGCAAAUCAGCGACCGAAAUCCCACACUGCUCUAGCUGCUAUUUUGGACAAGAGCCGAGGAUUGACUCUCUCACUAGUCAGAAGCAUUUCUAGGUCAGAAAUAGUGCGAUAUAACACGGCAGCAUAUCCGUACUGACUGGCAGGCCAGUGGUGAGGGUGGGGGUGUCAGUAAGCCGGCCAUUUCAGCACAGAGCACUACUAAGUCAUAACUUUUCAGUGAAGCCUGGGUGAACCAUGCUGCGACUUGUUAGAGGCCAGAGCAGGAGGGUGAAUGGCUGUGUCUGCAGCCAGAUGAGGUCGUGUCAUCAUAAGACUGUGAUGGCUAUCCGGCGAGAGGACGCUAACGUGUGGGAGAGACGGGCACCCCUUGCCCCGCAACAUGUGAAGGAAAUCACUGCAGCGGGUUAUAAAGUGCUGGUGCAGCCCUCCAACAGGAGAGCCAUCCACAAUAGAUUCUAUGAGAAAGCAGGAGCCAUUAUACAGGAAGACAUUUCAGAGGCUUCUCUCAUCAUUGGGGUGAAGAGGCCGCCAGAAGAAAAGAUCAUUCCACGAAAAACCUACGCUUUCUUUUCCCACACCAUCAAAGCCCAGGAGGCUAACAUGGGUCUUCUAGAUGAUAUACUCAAAAAGGAAGUGCGGCUGAUUGAUUAUGAGAAAAUGGUUGACGAUAAUGGGUUCCGAAUUGUUGCAUUUGGAAAGUGGGCUGGUGUUGCUGGAAUGAUUAACAUUUUGCAUGGGCUUGGUCUCCGAUUCCUGGCCCUUGGGCACCACACUCCCUUUAUGCACAUUGGAAUGGCGCACAAUUACAGGAAUGUCAGUCAAGCCAUACAAGCAGUGAGGGAUUGUGGGUAUGAGAUCUCACUGGGCCUCAUGCCUAAGUCCAUUGGUCCACUCACAUUUGUGUUCACUGGCACAGGCAAUGUAUCUAAUGGUGCACAAGAUAUUUUCAAUGAGCUUCCAUGUGAAUAUGUGGAGCCACAUGAACUGAAAGAGGUCUCCGAAUCAGGAGACCUGACAAAAGUCUAUGGUACAGUGAUCAGCAGGCACCACCAUUUAGUUCGAAAGAGUGAUGGCGUUUAUGAUCCUUUCGAGUAUGAGCACCAUCCUGAACGCUACACCUCUCACUUCAGAUCUAGUGUAGCACCUUACACAACCUGUCUGAUAAACGGCAUCUACUGGGACCCGCAGACUCCGAGGCUGCUGCGGCGACUGGAUGCACAGAAGCUUAUUAGACCUUCAAAAUCUUUAGGCACAGUGACCGAAGGCUGGCCCACCCUGCCACACAAGUUCUUGGCAAUCUGUGAUAUUUCUGCAGACACAGGAGGUUCCAUUGAUUUCAUGACCGAGUGCACUACCAUUCAGAAGCCCUUUUGCAUGUAUGACGCCAACCAGCACAUAGACCAUGACAGUGUGGAAGGAAAUGGCAUUCUCAUGUGCUCUAUUGAUAACUUGCCUGCCCAGCUUCCCAUUGAGGCUACAGAUUAUUUUGGCAAUCGCUUGUCCCCCUACAUUUGGGAAAUGCUUCAAUCAGAUGCAACAAGACCACUAGAUGAAGAGAGCUUCUCUCCACAAGUCAGAGAUGCUGUAAUAACAUCUAACGGGAAGUUGACUCCUAAGUUUGAGUACAUUCAGAAGUUAAGAGAGAAAAGGGAAUCUGAAAAGAUCCUGAAGAAAGGCGGAAUGAAGCGUGUUUUGCUGCUGGGUUCUGGCUAUGUGUCUCGCCCUGUUGUUGAGUAUCUCACCAGGGAUCCUGGCACCCAAGUCACAGUGGCAUCAGUGCUUCUAAGCCAGGCUGAGGAACUGGCUGCCAAAUACCCAAACACCAUACCUAUAAUGCUUGACGUGACCAGUCAAGAAGGCCAUCUUGAGUUUCUGGUCAAGGAUCAUGACCUGGUCAUCAGCAUGCUGCCAUAUACCUAUCAUCCCUUGGUAGCUAAAUAUUGCAUCAGUAAGAAAGUGAACCUAGUGACAGCCAGCUACCAGUCUCUAGCCAUGAAAGAGCUCCAGAAAUGUGCUGAGGAGGCUGGCAUCACCAUAGUCAAUGAGAUGGGCCUGGACCCUGGCAUUGAUCACAUGUUGGCCAUGGAGUGCAUCGACCAGGCCAAGGCAGACGGUUGCACUGUGGAGUCUUACAGCUCUUUCUGUGGUGGUCUUCCUGCACCAGAGUGUUCUGACAAUCCACUGCGUUACAAAUUCAGCUGGAGUCCAUAUGGAGUGUUGCUCAAUACCAUCAGUCCUGCCAUUUAUCGCAAAGACAACCAGCUGAUCAGUAUUUCCCCUGGUGGGUCUCUAAUGGACGCCACCAUGCCCAUGGACUUCUUUCCGGGUUUUAACCUUGAGGGCUUUCCCAAUCGAGACAGCACCAAAUACGCUGAACCCUAUGGCAUUGAGUCUGCACACACACUGAUCAGAGGAACUCUACGCUUUAAGGGAUUCUGCAGAGCAAUGAGCAGCUUUGUAAAACUAGGCCUGAUCAACACUGAGCCUUGCCCAAUGCUGGAACACACAGCCGAUCCUGUCUCCUGGAAAGAGCUCCUGAGUAAGCUAAUUGGCUUGUCCUCUGACGUUAGCAUGGAGUCUUUUGAGGAAGCUGUGUUCAAUCAAAUCGGAAGAGAUGAGUUCAGGAUGCAGACUCUCAAAUGGUUUGCGAUGCUGAGUGAGGAGCCUGUGCCUCAUGCUAACACCAUCCUGGAAGCACUCACUAAACACCUGGAGGCUAAGCUGGCUUUCGAUAAAGGAGAGAGAGAUAUGAUCAUCAUGAAGAAUGACAUUGGCAUCAGACACCCUACAGGAGAACUUGAGAUGAAGCACAUCAGUCUGGUGGUCUAUGGAGAUCCUAAUGGCUUCUCUGCCAUGGCUAAAACAGUGGGCUACCCUGCUGCUAUUGCAGCUCGUAUGGUCCUGGAUGGUGAGCUGAACACUAAAGGACUUGUUGUACCAUUGACAAAGAACAUCUAUGCACCUGUUUUGAGGAGACUUCAGCAGGAAGGCCUUCAGUUCACUACCAAAAGCACAAUAUCAGAGUAAUGCGCUAUAAAAUCUACUCCUGCUGCUCAUAAUUGUAUGAAUAUCAAUUUUCUUAAUCAAUUGCUUUUUCACUUAUGUGUGAUGAACUACUGAUUGCUUUGGAAUGUUUAGGCUUCCUUCUGUAAACUUGAUUGUAACGGUUUUGUUGAAAUAUUCCUUCUAGUACUUCAGUACAUAUCCCUCUAAAGCCCUUAAAACAUCUUGCCAUGAUGUAUUCAACACAUUUAUUUCAAGUCGAACUAAACUGCACAUUUGAUGUCAGACAAAUUUACUUUCUAGUAUGUAUUUCAGACUGGUUCCCAAAUGGGAGUGUAUCCAUGUUCCCCAGAGUUAUAUGGCACAUAAUGAACACAUGAUGAUUUAAAGCUGGAGUUAGGCUUCAGCAUAAGAGAGAGCAAUAAGGGUUCAGCAUGUGCAACCUAGUUAAUUUUCAGAAAUUAUGAAUGGAUGAAGGAUGGAUUUUAAAUUAAUCUGUCUGUGAUGUUUAAAUUUAAAAAGGUAAUAAAGUUAGUAGGGCCCUGGGAAA
Ictalurus punctatus (channel catfish) is the source of this 3670-nucleotide messenger RNA. RefSeq names its product aminoadipate-semialdehyde synthase (gene aass). The coding region runs from base 352 to 3144 and encodes 930 amino acids. Gene Ontology annotation, cellular component: cytoplasm. Gene Ontology annotation, molecular function: saccharopine dehydrogenase activity. NCBI's taxonomy places the organism in Eukaryota, Metazoa, Chordata, Actinopteri, Siluriformes, Ictaluridae. The record is from RefSeq and is a predicted model, not a curated record. The transcript has 24 exons.